GUGGUGUAGGGAGCAGGGGAGAGGUUUGAAGGGGGAAAGAUUAAGGGGAUUGGGAAAGGAACAUUUGGGGCAUUUAAGCAGAGUAAAAUUUUGCUGGGAGCAAAGAAUUGAUGUGUUGAUUAAGGAGCAAAAUGGGCUGGUGUUAGAGAGCACUGGAGCAGGGAGAAGUGAGAUGAGGGGCUAAAAUGGGAGUUGGGUUAUUAGGGGAUAGGGCUGGGGGGAGUCGAAUGAGGGACCAUGAGAAUUGCAGGGAGAGCUGGUGUUAAGAGAGUGAAAUGGAACCCAGUGGGGCAGGGAACUUGAAGUGGAGGGGAAGUGCAGUGUGAGGGGCUGGAAGAGGGUGAGCUGGAGAAAGGGGGGUUUUACUGCAGGUGACUGAUUGCCAUGAGUUCACGUAUUUUCCUCUGAUUUGCUGUUCGCUGGGCCGAAGUGAGGGAUGGCUACAGAAGCCAAGUACAGCAUCGUUCGAGAAGUGGGGCGAGGGAGCUACGGGGUGGUUUAUGAGGCCAUCGUUAAUCAAACUAGAAGCAAGGUAGCUGUUAAAAGGAUGCAUUGUAACGUGCCCGAAAAUGUAGAACUGGCUCUGCAAGAGUUCUGGGCCCUGCAGAGCAUCCAGAGGCAACAUGAAAACGUGAUCCAGUUGGAGGAGUGUAUCCUGCAGAACGGCCAAGUUUUUCAGCCAAUUAGUCAUCGUUACAGGAAAUCGGAUAGCCAUUUGCUGCUAAUUGAGACCUGCCUGAAAGGGCGGAGGUGCAUGGAUCCCAAAGCCGCCUGCUUUCUGUGGUUUGUGAUGGAGUUUUGCGAUGGUGGCAACAUGAAUGAAUACCUGCUGUCUCGCAGCCCAGAUGUUCAGCUGAAUAACAGCUUCAUGCGGCAGCUCAGCAGUGCCGUGGCUUUCCUGCACAGAAACCAGAUAGUGCACAGAGACCUAAAAUCUGACAAUAUUUUGAUUUCUCUUAGACGUGGAAGCCCCAUAGUAAAGGUAGCGGAUUUUGGCCUCAGCAAGGUGUGUCAGGGGAAAGGGAACGUAAACCAGCAUCGCUUCUCCUCUGCGUGUGGGUCAAACUUCUACAUGGCUCCAGAAGUAUGGGAAGGUCACUACACUGCGAAGGCUGACAUAUUUGCCCUUGGGAUCAUUUUCUGGGCUAUGGUAGAGAGGAUCACCUUCCGAGACGGGGAUACUGAGAAGGAAUUGCUCGGAACUUACAUCUGCCAAGGCAAGGAGCUUAUUCCCCUCGGAGAAGCGUUGCUGGAGAAUCCCAACAUGAAAUUACAAAUUCCCUUGAAAAACAAGAAGUCCAUGCCGGAUGAUCUCUGCAAGCUCCUGCAUGAUAUGCUGGCUUUUAACCCAAAGGAAAGGUUGGAUGCCUUCCAACUAGAAGUCCGAAUCAGGCAAAUCUCCUACGGCAAGAAGCGUCAACGCUCUGUCUCAUAGAGACGAAGGGCGUUCAGGUAUCGUGUCCCGCUGUGACGUGGAGGCCUCGGAGACGGCGAACACCUCUGCCUUCCUUAGGAAUGAGCGGGUCGAUCAGAAGACCGUUGCCAGCUUCCGGUUUUCCCAAACGGUUAUAUUUAAAUGGACAAUAACUUUAUUUAUUUGUACAGUAAUUUUAAGAGGAGAACUACAAAAAAAUAUCUAUUUUUAUGCAAACCAUCGGUGUUUUUAUAUUUGUGUUCUUUUAUGCAGCGAGUAGCGUAGGUGAAAACUUGACCUUGACUGCCUGGCCACGCUCGGCACGGUCGUAGGGGAGUUUCUGAACUUGCUCUCUUUCAAGCAAGCCUUGCGCAUCCUUUUGUUUCGAAGGACAGCAAAAAACCACGCAGAAUCCACCUGGAGACGGGCCUCUCUGCCCUGCUGCGUGUUGACUGCCUCUCCCGCCCUGGCUUCUCACUGAUAACGCCACGUCGCGCGUCCUUGGCGCAGAAGUUGUCUUUACGAGGUUUAAUUUGAGCUUUUCUUUCUUUCUUUUUUUUUUUCUUUGCGCAAUUCCUUGCUCCGUAUUGCUCGGCCGCGUUAGCCGAGUGAUGGCUGCUGAAUGAGCUGGCAAAGCGUUCCGUGCCUAUUCUGAAAAGUUAGAGCAGAAACAAAACUGCAUUUUUCUUCACAGUAGCUUUUGAAUAUUCUUGCUUAGAUUAACUAAAACGCUUUCUUAAAAUAAAUACAAAGAAUGUUAAAGAUGCCAACUCUUGAUUAGAACGUAUGCGUCACUAACACUUAAAGUAGUUUAAGGAAUCGUGCUUCCUGCUGUGUUAGCUGCUUGUGCCAGCUGUUCGUACAAGGGAAAUGAAAAGGACUGAACUGGAAUCUUGGCAGGUAAAUGGGGAAUCUAAUUUACACCCUGUUUGAAAAAUAUUUUAAUGUGUCUGUAAAAUACUGCUGAUCUCUGCUUUCCUUAAGGAGCCGGGGCCUCCUGGAAAAGGUUCCUCCCGUGCUCUUCUGUUGUGCAGAGGUGAAAUAGCAUCCUUCAGGGACGGCUUCCUUUUGGAGGAGAGGAAUGAACAGCCAAAAGGAACAUGGUGAGCCCCUCUGAGCCGCUCGGGGGACAGAAUUACAUCGAAUUUGGUUAGAAAUAGAUUAUAUAUUUCUUCCCCCCGUCCUACUCCGCUAAGACUACUGCUGUAAGGUAGAAGUCUGUAUUAUAAGCAGUGUGUCAUAAGCGAAAUUCGUGGAGAGGGUCUUUCCUCCUGCCAUGGCUUUACCCAGAGGCUCAGCUGAAGGGUGUAACACUUUCGCACCUGCUCUUCCAGGCUCUACUAAAUACUUCGUCCUGCAGAAAUGAGCACUAAUUGAUCCCUGUCCCCUAAAAAGGGUAACAAAGGGACUGCUCCUGUCGGGUCACCCGUGAGAAGAGCUGUGGUGGGAACGUAGGUGUUAAUUCAAAUCUUUAAAUUGAACCUGACUGACUUUAGCGAACCCCUAGCCCAGCGGCACGUGGGAAGUGUGUGCGGCAGUGAUAGCCACGGUCGCUUCGAAGCUCAUCCAGCUCUUGACGCCUCUGUGCGGACGGGCCGUACGGGGACUGGAGACGAACUGGAAACGGGGGUCUGGAUCUUCUGUUACGAAGAGCCGCGGCCGCCCUGUUCUGGAGAGCGCUUCCACCUUCUGGUAGGCGACAGGUCCGGCUUUGGCUGCAGCUCUACAGCCGCAGUACAGCCCAGUUUUACCUAAUCCUCGUCGUUGCCUUCAUUUCUAACUAACCUUGGAGUCCCUGUGUGCUGGGUUUUCCUUUCCGCAGCUUUCGGUUAGAAAUCCUCUCCUGCUUUGCAGAGCUGCUGUUCUGAAGUAAGGUUUCUUCAUCCUCCUCUUCCUAACCCUGGAGCCGCUGCUACUCUCUUGUCUGCUUUCUGCCAUCUCUCCUCUGAGCGUGCCCGUGGCCUUGCAGGGCUGGCUUUAGUUGAGACCGGGUCUAUUUUUCUGGAAUACAGAUGGGUUUGCGCACCCUUGCAACACGUGAGGGAACGGCGGGGCGCGAGAACGGCUGUUUGCUUGUGUUCUUCCUUGUUUGCCAUGCUCGGCGUGUACCCUCGCUGCUGCCAGAUAAUUUUAGCUAGUCUGUACCUGUGCUUUAAUCACUUGAAACUGUAUUUUAUAAACUAAUAAAAUGCUGUGGUUAUUUUUAUAAAUGCAUUAAAAUUGUGGGAAUACCGAGCA
Messenger RNA from Phalacrocorax carbo (great cormorant), 3652 nucleotides. The record is from RefSeq and is a predicted model, not a curated record. NCBI's taxonomy places the organism in Eukaryota, Metazoa, Chordata, Aves, Suliformes, Phalacrocoracidae.